Molecule: messenger RNA, 1212 nt
Organism: Lolium perenne
Lineage: Eukaryota; Viridiplantae; Streptophyta; Magnoliopsida; Poales; Poaceae
Source: RefSeq, a predicted model, not a curated record
AUCGCGGUCAUCCACCUUCUUCUCCUACCUUGCCAAGUUGAGCUCCCCUGUGCUCUAUCUCUUCCCAAAAAAAGCUUCUCCCCAACACAUGACUGAAGAACUCCGGCGAGCUCCUUGUCAUGGCACGGCGGCGCGACUCCGGCGAGCUCUUGGCAGUGGCACACGGCGGCGUGCCCGUGACCGUGAGGGAGCCUAAGGCAGAGACACCUGCACGCGCCCCUGCUUUUGUAAUAUGAACGGGGAAGGUCUGUUCUUCGCGAGUUCACAGAGGAGAUUGGUUACCAUGGUGUUUUGCCAAAGGUCAUGACGAUCGGCUCUCACCUCACUGCCUACAACUCCCAGGCCGAACGUGAGCUCAGGCGAGAGCAAUCCCAGCUGCAGUAACAGCAGCAGCAGAUGCGGCGUGAUCAGCUUCGCAGGGAUCAGGAGGCGCUACAGGCUGGUCGCGAGCAGCUGCGCCAGGAUUAUGAGCAGCUGCGCAAAGAUCGUGAGCAGCUGCGACAGGAUCGUGAGCAGCUGCAGCAGGAACUCCUUCGCAGGGAUGAUAAAGCAUUGGAGGAUGCCCAGAACCAGCUUCGCAGGGAUCAGGAGGCGCUACAGGCUGGUUGCGAGCAGCUGCGCCAGGAUCUUGAGCAGCUGCGCAAAGAUCGUGAGCAGCUGCGAAAGGAUCGUGAGCAGCUGCAGCAGGGACUCCUUCGCAGGGAUGAGAAAGCAUUGGAGGAUGCCGAGGCUGGUGACGUUCCGAUCGCUGGUACUUGUGGGCAUAGGUGAACUGUGGUGGGACUGGGGCACCAUGGUAGUUGGGUCAACUCACCAGAAGUGAACAGUAGUGAGACUGCAACACCAUGGUAGCUGUCUGUGAUAUACCAAGUUUAAUGUUUUUUAGUAAUUCGUAUCUAUUGCCACUAGGUAUCUCUAGUUACCUCUCCUGAAGUGAGACCUGGGCACUUUUAUCUAUUGGAUCUGUAGUUACUAGUUACCUCUACUGUUGUUGAACUGUGGUUGUAUCUAUUAGAAGGCUUUGAGUACUCUUGUUUCUUGUUUGUCGUGGUAAUAUGAUUCGGUACUGGCCUUGAGUUUGUUGCUGUAAUGUGAUUCGGUAGGCCUUGAUUUUGUUGUUGUAAUGUGAUUUGGUAGGCCUUGAGUUUGUUGCUGUAAUGUGACUCGCCACUGGCUUCGUUUCGAGUAUUACUUUGGUGACUCGUCAUUUUU